Cryptomeria japonica (Japanese cedar) is the source of this 4887-nucleotide messenger RNA. RefSeq names its product myosin-binding protein 2. The record is from RefSeq and is a predicted model, not a curated record. NCBI's taxonomy places the organism in Eukaryota, Viridiplantae, Streptophyta, Pinopsida, Cupressales, Cupressaceae. The transcript has 3 exons. Bases 770 to 4177 code for a protein of 1135 amino acids. Gene Ontology annotation, molecular function: myosin binding.
AUUCAAGGAGGCUUAGAUUUCCUGUUCCUAUUAAACAUUAUCAUUUCUGAUCAUGAAAGCAUGAUUAUUGCAAAAGCAAAGAUUAUGGUGGUGGCUCAUGACUGAGACACAUCAUUUUGCAUACGUUUAUAUAUGUGUAUAUACAGAGGAGGACGGUGAUGCUGCACCUUUGGAAAAAAGUCCAACACAAAACCUCUUUAUUCACUUUCAAAGAGCUCAAUGGUGCAGCAGUAUGUGUAAUGUGUAUAAGUAAAUGAGGCAAGCUAUUCUGUUAAAGAAAGUUAGUGGGUACUGUUACUUUUGUCAAAGUUUAAACACCUAGCUUCCCUCUGACAAAUUCAGUUCUUUCCAAGCUUUUGUAUUUCCUAGUCUUUCCUUUCUCUUUAUUCCUUCCUUUGGAUGCCCGAUUGCCUCUUCAAAUUCUUCUCCAUCUACCCUCCAAUCCCAAAUCUAAGUUGAAGGAGUUUGUUCUUGCCUCUGCAACUUGCAGACAUAUAAGAGGUUUUUGAUUGUUUUCUGUUACCUGGUUUUGAAGAGUUUUGUUCAGAUUUUACAUUUUUAAGAUUCUUUUACACUGCCCAUAUAUGUGUAUAGCUAUUAGGAUUGAUAGAUCUUGAACUGAUUUUUUUCUUUUGGGUCUGUUAGCUUCGUACCCACCAUUCCGAUUUUGCUGUAUAGUUGCUGAAGAGUUUAUUGAUUUUGGAGUAGACCUCCUGCUCCUAUUUCGUCCAUAAGCUAUCAAAUCCUUCUUUGUCUGUAUUGAGUAGUCAUGGCUUCCAAUGGUUUUGCCAAGGUUUUAAAGCGAAAUUCAUGGAGACUGACCACAAUAUUGGUUUACGCAGUACUUGAAUGGAUGCUAAUAUUACUAUUGCUGAUUAGUGCUCUGUUUCAAUACAUAACCACAAAGUUUGCUAGUUUUUUCGGUUUACAACCACCUUGCUUAUGGUGUUCUAGAUUGGACCAUAUCCUAGAGCCAAAAGAGCCCGACUUUUACAGAAAGCUCAUAUGCGAUCGCCAUGCUAAGGAGAUUUCCUUGUUGGGUUAUUGCCGAAAUCACAGGAAAUUGGCAGAUGCUCAUGGAAUGUGUGAGGAUUGUGCAUUUUCAAUGCCUACUCAUUGCUCUGCAGAAAACAAUGAAAGCAAGCCAAGCUGGAUCACAUGUAUGUCUCUGGUAGCAGACAUGGGCUUUGAUCUGCCAAAGAAAACAGUUGCCAAGGGGUUGCUGACAAAUGGUCACGUUGAUGAGUUCAAGCCACGAGGUGCAGAGCCAGACGAGAAACCAAUGAAUGGCUGGGUAAGUGAGGAAUUGUGCACUUGCUGCAAUGCUCCUUUGGUUCAUAAAUUGUAUUCCCAUAAUAUUAUCAAAACUAUUUUGUUUGAUGGGAAGGAUGAUACGAUCCUCAAACCCCAAUGGAAUACAUUGGAUUAUGCUGGAAAUUGUCUAGAAAGAGCAUUGGAAGGCGAGAAUGGAUUGAAAAAACAAUCUGUCUGUGUCUGUGGAGGCACCCAGGUCAAGAUCUCAGAGGUGUUUGUGAGUUCUCCCAAUGAAUCUAAUGUUGUUUCAUCAUCAUCUGUAACAAUCCUAUCAGAUGAUGAAACGGAGUCAAGAGAGGAGAAGGUGGACAGCAACUCAAUUGACCUUGAAGAAAACGCCAAGGAUGUUUCUGAAACCCAUUGUAGUGAAGCACCUGAUGAGGUUCAAAUUGAGCCUAGAAGUCUUGAAGUUUUUCAGGAUGAUGUUGAUUCUGCAGUGACCAUCCAGCCUGAUAUCUUUGUUGAUAAGAGAAUAGCAUAUCCUGAGAUUACCACACAAGAAUGUGGAAUGGUACCUGACGUGACGAUUACAGAAAUGGUAAUCGAGGACACAGCCAAUGAUCAGGUCAUCAAGAGGUUAGCCUUUGUUGAAGAGCCUCUUGAAUCGACUUCUGAAGAAGCUACAGAAGACGUGGAGGGAUUAAUUCAAGCUUCUGCUGAUGUGGGAAAUCAAAAUGAAGAAUCCAUAGAAGAUGUGGCGAAUCAAAUUGAAGCAUCCAUAGAAGAUGCAGAGGAUCAAAACGAAGUAGCUGCUGCGGACAGUACUUGCAACAGCUUGCAAUUAGAGGAGAUUGCAUCUGAAGUCGUCACGAAGGGCUUGGAUGAUGGAGAUGAUUCAGACCCGCACACGACAUGUUCUUAUGCUGGUUCUGUAGACCUCCUGCCAAAAUCUUUUGAGGCGUCCCCUGAUGCUGAGGACAUCCCUGCGGAGGUGGAACUAGUUGAAGAAAGAGAUUGUGUUGCUGUGACAGAACAAGGGGAUAAUGCUACAGAAAUCACCAACGAGGAUUACACUGAACUUCCAUUGGAGGAUACUAUUGCCGUUUCUGAGCCUUUCCCAGUGAAUAUAGAUGAUCACACUGCUUCUCUGAAUAGUGAAGGGGUUGCUGAUGAAACCCAAGAUUUAGAGGAUUCAGAAAUGGAUGGGAUCAAGGGAUCAGAAGCUGAUCCUCGUUCACCUGAAAUAGUUACAGAACCCACUGAAAUUGGCAAUGAGGAAACAACAUCCACUGAUGUUGUCACUGAAGAAUCAACAUCCACUGAUGUUGCCGCUGAAGAAGAAACAUCCACAUAUGUUGCUACUCAAGAAGCAAUACCCAAUCUUGUUGCGACUGAAGAAGCAACACCCAAUCUUCUUGUGACUGAAGAAGCAACAAUGGAGAUUUCUGAUGCUCUGGACGUGGAUUCCAGAAGAGAAGAGAUUGAUGCAGUCUCCGAGUACAUUGAUGUGACAACCAGAGAAGAUCAGAGAUGUAAUGGACCUGCAUUGGGAGACCUGGAUGGCAAUUCUAUCCAAAAUUUGGAUCAGAAUAGCACUGAGGCUGGUCAUCAAGAGCACAAUGAAGCUGACAAAAUGGAUGAAGACAGAGCCUCUGAAACACCAAGGUCCAUAGAAGGUAUUCAGUUUCUACAUAAAAGAAUGCAAAUUGAUAGGAAGGAAUCUAGUCCAGACUCUCUUGAUGGAAGUAUUAUAAGUGAAAUUGAUGGAGAAUUUGAAGCUGAUCGCCUCAAGCGUGCACUAGAGGCAGAGCGGAAGGCUCUGAAUACUUUAUACUCAGAGUUGGAAGAAGAAAGAAAUGCUGCUGCAAUUGCUGCAAAUCAAACUAUGGCUAUGAUCACAAGGCUACAAGAGGAAAAAGCAGCAGUACAAAUGGAGGCCUUGCAAUACCAAAGGAUGAUGGAGGAGCAAUCUGAAUAUGAUCAGGAAGCUCUACAACUGUUGAAUGAGAUUCUUGUGAAGAGAGAAAAAGAAAAGCAGGAAUUAGAGAAGGAACUUGAUCUUUGCAGGAGGAGAUUGCUACAGUAUGAAGCAAAAGAGAGGAGAAUGGAGAAAAAAAUGAGGACUUAUGAAAAUGAAAGACCAAGUUCUGCAGAGAAAGGGGAAGAAACACCCGAGAAUCAAUCUUGCAGAAACAGGACAUCUUCAAGCUCUUCCCUGAGCGAUAAUAGUGAUGAUGUCUCAUCUGAUCCUAAUGAUGUCAAUGAUCAAUUGGAAGCAGGGGAGAUUAACCAAAAUACCCCAUCUGACUUGAUCAUGAGCGUGGGAAGAGGGUAUGUUGAUACAGAACAGAGGACUAGUUUGGAUGAGUCACUGGUUGAUUUUGAGGAGGAAAGGAUAUCAAUUUUGGAGCAAUUAAAAGUUUUGGAGGAGAAGCUUCACACGUUUGCCAAUGAUGAUCAAGCUGGAAUGGCUCAUCCAGAGGCAAAUGGAAUAGAGGAUAACAUGAAAGAAAGUGAUGAAGACAAAGAAACUGUGGAAACAAUGAAUGGCAAUGGAACUCCUACUGCUAGGAGAGUAGGAGGGGGCAAAGGAAAAAGGCUUCUUCCUCUGUUUGAUGCCACAAAUGUUGAAGAAGAUUCAUUGCAUCAUGCAGAAGAGUUGUCCUUAGCAGAUCGGUCUAAUGACUGGCAUAAUGUUUCUAUGGUUGUAACAGACAACAAUAGGCUUGUUAUCGAAGAAGAAGUGUACAAUUUAUACGAGAGAUUGCAGGCUCUUGAAGCUGAUAGGGAGUUCCUCAAACACACCAUAAAAUCACUGAGAAAGGGUGAUGAGGGUAUGAAGCUUCUUCAAGAAAUUGCUCAACACCUACGAGACCUCAGAAAGGUAGAACUUAAAGCCAGGAACUACAGUGAUCUCAUGUAAUCAAGUACAGUUCUCCUAUCAAGAAAGGUCAAUGUUCUAAUGGUGCUGCAGCCUGAAUAUUGAGAAACCAAUCAGAUAUGUUCCUUAAACAUUAUAGGUGAUAUUGAACAGAGGGAGAUGCUGGAUGGCUGAUUGUUUUGCCUAUAUUCACAGCUUUAUUACACCAAAAGCUAUCAGGUUGGCAUUGAACAUCCAUUGGAAAUCUAAGCACAGAUGCAGCUAUGCCAAAAAUGCAUUGAACAUCUAAGAAGAAUAUGGUGAUUGAUUCAUGGCUUUUUGCUGUAUGAGUCUUAUUAUAACAGGUUUUGAGAUGUUUUCAUACAAGGUUUGUUUGAGGUCAGAAAUGUUUACAGCAAAGUUAGGGUCUGGUUUUUUGGGUGGGGCCCUUUUCUUUUGUCUAAAUAUACGAGAUGGUUAUUAUCUCCACUGUAACCCAUUCUGUGCGGUUGGGUAAUACGUUUACCAAGUGUGAGAAGUGUGUAGUUAUUAUAGAAGCCUGACAAUGUUCAUUGGAGGCAAAUCAAUUAUUAUAGUAUUGUAGGGGGAGGGGGUGAUGAAGGAUGGUUGCCAUUUUUUAGAGUGAGCAAAUUGUGGAAUUGAUUUCUUUUAAAUAACGGUUCUUUAGUUGGAACGAAAGAAUGUCAGCUUGUGGAUAUUUGAUAUAAAUCUAUUGUUGAUAUUAACAAUGCAAAAUUAUUUUUCUUUCUUAA